ACACACAUAAAACUCCAUUUUUACUUUCAAGUAUAUACUGUACGGUAUUUUUGAGUUUGGAUUUAAUACUGAAAGAGCGUUGGUGAAGUGUUUAUUGCUUUAUUUAUAUUAAAACAUAUAAACAUUAAUUGAAAAAAAAAUCUUAUAUUGUCUAUUAUCAUUUGCACUGAAAUUGUUUUUUUUUUUGUUUAAUUAUGAAAUUUUUUUUACAUAAUUAUUUUGUAAAUUACUUAACAUUUCCAUAGAUACAAUUGUGUUUUAUAUUGAUUCACUGAUAGUGUAAUAUUUCACUAUAAAAAUGACGAUUUUAGAAUCACUUAAAAAAUCUGCAGUGGUACAUUUAAUGUUUGCUAUCACUUUUUUUACGUCUGGAUUGAUUGUUAAUUUACUGCAAGCAAUAUUGUACCUUGGACUUAGGCCAUUUUCGAAGUAUUACUAUCGAAAGAUUAAUUAUUAUCUAUGUUAUACAUUUUAUUGUCAAUUAGUUUUUAUGGCAGAAUGGUGGGCAAAUACAGAUAUGAUUGUUUACAUAGAUGAAGAAGAAUUUAAAAAAUAUUAUGGUAAAGAACAUGGAUACUUGUUGAUGAAUCACAGCUAUGAGAUUGACUGGCUAUUGGGAUGGAUAUUUUGUGAUAGAAUUAGAAUGUUGGGGAAUUGCAAGGCUUAUGCUAAGAAAUCAAUUCAAUAUAUUCCAACUCUUGGAUGGGCUUGGAAAUUUGCAGAGAGUGUAUUUUUAGAAAGAAGUUGGGAUAAAGAUAAAGAAACGAUUGGCCGGCAAAUAAGAGAAUUAGGUGACUAUCCUGAUACAAUGUGGCUACUCUUAUAUGCCGAAGGUACAAGAUUUACUCCGGAAAAACGUGAAGCUAGUCAAAAGUUUGCUAAAGAAAAAGGCUUACCUUUAUUAAACUAUCACUUAACACCUCGAACAAAAGGUUUCACUGCAAGUAUUCCACAUCUCCGCGGCAAAGUCGAUGCUAUUUAUGACAUUCAAUUAGCAUUUAACCCACAAGCACCUGUCAAACCGACCAUGACUAAUCUUUUAAAGGGAGAAAAAGUUGAAGGACAUAUGUAUUUUAAAAGAAUACCUAUCUCAGAAGUUCCUGACAAUGAAGAGGAUGCUGCUGUUUGGUUACAUAAGAAAUAUGAAGAAAAAGAUCGAAUGGCUGAAAGUUUCAUGCAAACAGGUGACUUUUUUGCAACAAGUGGAGUCCCACGCACACAACAGUUUAGGUUACAAAGAAGAUAUUAUUCCUUGAUUAACACGAUAUUCUGGGCAAUUAUUGUACUAGUUCCAAUGCUGUACUAUCUCGUAAAACUAUUUCUCUCUGGAUCGACUAUUGCUUUCUCACUAGGAGCAGGCAUAUUAGUAUUAUUUUAUCUUCUAAUGUACAAAACAAUUGGAAUGUCUAAAAUUAGUAGAGGAUCUUCAUAUGGUGCUGCAUCAGCAAAGAAAAUUCAGUAAGAUACAUAUUUUAAUUCAUAAUUAUAAA
Messenger RNA from Chelonus insularis, 1490 nucleotides. Its product is annotated as 1-acyl-sn-glycerol-3-phosphate acyltransferase gamma-like. NCBI's taxonomy places the organism in Eukaryota, Metazoa, Arthropoda, Insecta, Hymenoptera, Braconidae. The record is from RefSeq and is a predicted model, not a curated record. Bases 299 to 1462 code for a protein of 387 amino acids. Gene Ontology annotation, cellular component: endomembrane system. Gene Ontology annotation, molecular function: 1-acylglycerol-3-phosphate O-acyltransferase activity. The transcript has 7 exons.